Engraulis encrasicolus (European anchovy) is the source of this 3179-nucleotide messenger RNA. RefSeq names its product catalase (gene cat). The record is from RefSeq and is a predicted model, not a curated record. The transcript is spliced from 13 exons. Lineage: Eukaryota; Metazoa; Chordata; Actinopteri; Clupeiformes; Engraulidae. Gene Ontology annotation, biological process: hydrogen peroxide catabolic process; response to hydrogen peroxide. Bases 107 to 1693 code for a protein of 528 amino acids. Gene Ontology annotation, cellular component: peroxisome; cytoplasm; mitochondrion. Gene Ontology annotation, molecular function: catalase activity; heme binding.
GUGGUCAGUCCGUGCUGAAGUGCAACAACGCAGAUAGGCCAUUGUAGACGCGGAUAUUCCCCUGCACAGUUGUUUUCCAGGGAUUUUACACCUUUGAAUCAGGAAGAUGGCAGACAACAGGGAGAAAGCCACCGACCAAAUGAAAUUCUGGAAGCAAAAUCGCGGUAACCUGAAACCUGAUGUGCUGACAACUGGGGCAGGUGUGCCCAUUGGGGACAAGCUGAAUGAGAUGACCGCCGGCCGGCGCGGUCCCCUGCUGGUCCAAGAUGUGGUCUUCACUGACGAGAUGGCUCACUUCGACCGCGAGCGCAUUCCAGAAAGAGUGGUGCAUGCCAAAGGAGCUGGAGCGUUUGGCUACUUCGAGGUGACCCAUGACAUCAGUCGCUACUGCAAGGCCAAGGUGUUUGAGCACGUGGGCAAGACCACCCCCAUCGCCAUCCGCUUCUCCACCGUAGCUGGAGAGUCUGGGUCUGCAGACACAGUGAGGGAUCCACGUGGCUUCGCUGUGAAGUUCUACACUGAUGAGGGCAACUGGGACCUGACUGGAAACAACACUCCCAUCUUCUUCAUCAGGGACGCCCUUCUGUUCCCGUCCUUCAUCCACUCCCAGAAGCGUAACCCCCAGACCCACCUGAAGGACCCUGACAUGGUGUGGGAUUUCUGGAGCCUCCGACCAGAGUCUCUUCAUCAGGUGUCGUUCCUGUUCAGUGACCGUGGUCUUCCCGACGGCUACCGCUUCAUGAACGGCUACGGCUCCCACACCUUCAAAAUGGUCAACGCUGAAGGCUACCCCGUCUACUGCAAGUUCCACUUCAAGCCUGACCAGGGUAUCAAAAACCUGAAACCAGAGGACGCAGACCGCAUCGCAGCCACCGACCCCGACUAUGCCAUUAGAGAUCUCUACAACGCCAUCGCCAACGGAGACUUCCCCUCUUGGUCGUUCUUCAUCCAGGUCAUGACCUUUGAGCAGGCAGAGAAGUUCCAAUUCAACCCGUUCGACCUGACCAAGGUCUGGUCGCAUAAAGACUACCCUCUGAUCCCGGUAGGGAAGCUGGUGCUCAACAGGAAUCCUGUCAACUAUUUUGCGGAGGUGGAGCAGCUAGCCUUCGACCCCAGCAACAUGCCACCCGGCAUCGAACCCAGCCCCGACAAGAUGCUGCAGGGUCGCCUCUUCUCCUACCCAGACACCCAUCGGCACCGCCUGGGAGCUAACUACCUGCAGCUGCCCGUCAACUGCCCCUUCCGCGCCCGCGUCGCCAACUACCAGCGGGACGGGCCCAUGUGCAUGGGGGACAACCAGGCCGGCGCCCCUAACUACUUCCCCAACAGCUUCAGUGCCCCCGACACUCAGCCGCGCUUCAUCGAGUCCAAGUUCCAGGUGUCGCCCGACGUGGGCCGCUACAACAGCGCAGACGACGACAACGUCACUCAGGUGCGUGCCUUCUUCACCCAGGUCCUGAGUGAGCCGGAGCGCCAGCGGCUGUGUGAGAAUAUGGCGGGAGCCCUGAAGGGGGCGCAGCUCUUCAUCCAGAAACGCAUGGUCCAGAAUCUGAUGGCUGUUCACCCAGACUACGGCAACCGCGUCCAGGCCCUUCUCAACAAACACAGCGCUGAGGCCAAGAAGAGUGUGGUGCACCCCAGGGUGUACACCCGAGGCGGAGCAUCUGCAAUCGCGGCCGCCUCGAAGAUGUAAUACGGGGAUCUGUCCAGCAGAGGGCCCCCCACCCGUCCCCGUGUCCUCAUCGCAACCUGCUGAGGCUGCCACCACAGCAUUUAUCCUGCCCAUCUGAAAACCGCUUACAAUAGCACAGCUACACGGCUUUAUCAGCAAUCCUAUGGUAGUUUAUCUUCUCUAUAAACAAGCAGACUGAUUUCUUGCCAAAGUGAUCCCUUAGGACCGGAUGGUAAACAACAAAACUGUUUCAUAAAUUGUUUUCAUUUUAAUGCAAGAACCACUUCAGAAGUCAGAUUACCUUUUUUGCCACAUGCUACUGGUAUGUUUUGAUUUUGUUAAUUGGUGAAACCACUAUGUUGGCAAUAUGUCCCAUCCAUUCACUGAUCAUUCAUGACUGAAGUCAACUUACCCUUGCCACAAAACAACAGAAAGACCUGAAGUCAACAUAUGCUGUUAUUAUUAUGCAGUGAAAAUAGCAUACAGACGAAGAAGUUGAGCACAACUCGCAUACUAGGAAAUGGUGGAGCCCAUUGAGGAUGAAUCUCUGCAUCAGAGAUUAGCCAGACACACACUUCAAUCACACUUCAAGUCGACACACUCUUCAAUCACACUUCAAGUCGAGUACAAAAACAACAUUCCAUUUCCCCAAGCAUAUGUCACUUCAACCCUGUUCAAGAUGGUCCUCAUCAUCAUCAUAUCCUUCUCAAGAUGAGCAGAUGGCAACAAGUAGAGGCAGCCAUUUACACAAAAAGAUGUCAUAGUUUUGAAGAGGGCAUUGCACAGAUGCAUUAAUUAAAUUGUAUGUUUUGAUUUUUUUUUAGAUUGAAGAAGCAAACGUGUUCUUGCUUUUUAAGCUGCUUACUCAUCAGGGGCUGAUUUGUUGUAUGUGUCUUUUGCGUCCUAUGAAAAGAAAGAUUUCCAAUAUGUUUUUAAAUGUAGAACAUGCAGCUCUUUUAUGUGUUGAUUUAAUUGUGUUGUUUGUUGUUACUGAUGUACUACUGCUAAUGAUAACACAGUGUGCCUCCACCUCAUCCUUACUAAGACAGAAUCAGCAUGCCAUUGAGUUGAUCCUGGAGGAAUGCUAGCUUGCUGAGGAAUUUACAUAGGUUUGAUUGUCACGACUAAUUGUGUAAACUUUAUGUGCAGAUGACAUCUGGGGUGCGUUUCUCAACAACACUGCUGCUAACAAAGUUAGCAGCUUACUUGGUUGCAAUGCAAUUUCCCAUUGGAAACCUUGUAAAUUGUUAACUGGUUAGCAACGAUGCUUUCGAGAAACGAGGUCCUGGACAAUUUGAUUCUGUGUUGUCAUAGUUUUAAACUCCUCCAUGGAGUCCUGAGCGUAAACGAAGGGGGAAAUCAUUUAUUUCUUUGCAAUUCCAUCCAAAAACUGGGUCAUCUGUUGAAUUCCAGCACCACGACGUAUGAAUGCCUUAUGCAAGCAGAUGUACACUGUGCUUAUUUUUGUAAUUUAAACGGAUAAAUAAAUACAAAAUUAUAUUAGAAA